AUGGAGAAUAUCAAACAUCCUGGAGGCCCACCACGACAUAAGGGGCCAAACUGGAAAGAAAUUUUUGCCGGAGAAACUUGUAAAAAAUAUGCGUUUUGGUUUCUGAUCGGCUUUUUAGCUGCAUUAACUAUUAAAGAUGUCGUAGAAUUGAUCAUGGAAUACGUAAGCGACCCCAAAGAUACAGAUUUUACAAUUGUUUUUAACGAAUCGAUGACUAUGCCGAACAUCACAUUUUGUAUGUCGCGGCAACAAGGAAUGAGCCAUUUCAACAUUGAUAAUUUGACGGAAACACCAGAGGAAUGGGACGCCAUUGUCCAAGAAAAAUUGGUAAAUAUGUCUGACAGAGAAUCAUUUUUAAAAGAACCAUGGGAUUUUCGUGUUGUUAUGGAUGCUUAUGAGGUUGUUGCUUAUUUAAGUUCUAUUGAACGUGAGGUGACAGCACAUGGCGCAGCCAGAAACAUUGAUCUGUUCAGAACCCAUCCACGUCUGAAAGCAAAACGAGAACAACUGAAAGUAUUUUUGGGCGCCAUAAAGGAGCGAAAUGUUACGUUUCAAGAAUUUACACAAAAAACUGGGAUUGAAGUAUUAAGACGAUCAGUGCAACGUUUCCAACGGUUUCAUUAUGAUGAAGACAUUGUGGUGAAAACAAAGCCAAGAAUAACUUGGAUUUCUACGAAACAGAUGUGUUUUCAACCAGAAUAUGACCAAGAUAACUUUUUGCCAAUUACAGACCAGGGAAAAUUUUUUAUUUUGAUGUUAUCACAUAAUACAGCAAAUUUGGCAGAUAAAAAUGUGGAUUGUAUGAUAAUUGACGUUCAUGGCAGGCCCAGUUCAUUAGCUCGAUUUAUGCAAGGAAAGGCUCAAGUAAUGGACGGUACACGACACGAUCUGUGCUUAGGAUCUUAUCAUGAGGUCAGUGUUGAUGUACGAGCCAAAUAUCAGAUGAUUGAAAAUGAUGAAGAAGGGACCGCAUGUCAUGAGUUUGAAGAAGGUGAAGACAACGAAUUUGAAUGUUACAGUCGCUGCAGAAUGGAAACGAUUCGAGGAUUUUGUGAGUGUACACCGUGGUCUUUGUCGUAUUUGGUCACCGAUGAUUCUGAAUUCGACAAAUAUCCUCUAUGCGACUACACAAAAUGCGAAGUUGAUGUUCAAAGAGGGAACUAUAGUGAUCAAGAAUGUACAAAAAAAUGCCGUCGAGACUGCUCGCAGAUUCGUUACAAUGUCCAUCUGGAAACAAAAGGCCGAAUGGCGCGGGACGAUUUGACACUAAUUGAAGUGCAUUGGAGCUCAUUCGAAUACCUGAACUUGGAACAACAAAGAAAAUACACAAUUGUCACAUUUGCAGCAGCUCUUGGAGGUUCUAUAGGCGUUUGGCUUGGUCUUUCUGUGUUGAGCUUAAUGCAGCCAAUUAAAAAAGUUGGGUCAAGAUCAUCAGCUCUCAACGACGAAAAAAACAGCAGUCCUCGAGGCAGUCGACUGUCUAUAAACCCGUUACCACAUGAAAUAGCAACGAAUCCUUUUGCCAGUCCGUUCAGAGCUUCUCAGUCGAAACACGAAGAAGAUAAUGUAAGCGAUGUGGGUCCACUAGAAGGUGGAACUAACAAUACGGUAGCUGUACUUCGACAUAACAAAAGGGGGUCAUUGUGA
Molecule: messenger RNA, 1647 nt
Organism: Enterobius vermicularis (human pinworm)
Lineage: Eukaryota; Metazoa; Nematoda; Chromadorea; Rhabditida; Oxyuridae
Source: the annotation of a GenBank genome assembly